Molecule: messenger RNA, 2901 nt
Organism: Daldinia decipiens
Lineage: Eukaryota; Fungi; Ascomycota; Sordariomycetes; Xylariales; Hypoxylaceae
Exons: 1
Coding region: 182-2746 (854 amino acids)
Biological process (GO): double-strand break repair
Cellular component (GO): nucleus; site of double-strand break
Source: RefSeq, a predicted model, not a curated record
ACACGUUGAUAGCGAAAGCGCGUUUUAAUCCCCGUUCUAACCUCUCCACACCAACUUUUUGAGCUUAGUAACAGCAUUAAGUGACUACAUUGAAUACUUGGGUUGUCUUUCAUUUUCAGGCGCCUGCAAGCUAUAUAUAUCUGCAGACUGGAUCAAUGUCAACACGUAUUCAUCGAUAACCAUGGCUACAGCUAUGCAAGUUAUGCAUAGCUCUGCAUCUUCAAAUCACCAGCAGACACCCGGUAGCACCGCUCCAGUCCUUGAAUAUGUCUGCCUAUUUACGCGCGACCUUCGCAGAAAGCAAAAGCGCUGGCAAGAUGGGAGGUUGAAAUAUCACACAUUCAACAAACGUAUCAUGGUAUACGACGAGCGUGGCAACUUUGUAGGGGAUACACACUGGCACGAAGAUUAUGAUUUCGACGAAGGGGAAGAAGUUGAACUUGAAAGAGGAGGCACCAUUGUUCAGGUCGCUGAAUGUACGGGGAGUCGUGAUCAAGAUAUCUCCGAGCUCAUAGACAAGAGAGCUCGAGAAAGGGCUGAGCGUCAAUCUGCUGCUCUUGCACGACGACCUCCCAUAGUUGAGGCCGCUACACCGAAUGUUGCUGCCCCUCACUUCCAGCUGCGACAUAAGCCUCUCCAUAAUUUGAUCGGUACGCCUACUGGCCACCACGGGCGUGCUCUCGUGCCAACUGAAUCGCCAUACGAAGAAAGACAGAAACUAGCUGCUUCCGUACAAGAAAACGAUGCACGCCCUGCGAAGCGAAGGAAGCGAGAAGUAUCUCCUCCAAGCAAGAGCGGUUAUGCACAAAGCUUAUUUGGCGCUUCAUUGACACUAUCUGGUACGCCAGCAAGCAGUCCACUAUUACGGAGCAGGCCACCGAAGGUGACAUCCGUCUCCGCUGACGACCGGCCUUUGUCAUCAGCUAUUCCCAGCGCCCAUGCCGGUGAUUCAGGUGCUGAGCCUAUACUUAUACAUGAUGCACCUACAAGAAUACAAGAAGAAGCACAAGCCAAUACUUCUGGACUUGCGCUAUCAAGGAAAGUGUAUCAAGAGCACCAGUUUGUUUCAACGCGGGAUUCUGUUAAGCCGCAGCCCCUGCCGCUUUUCUUAGGCGAUAAACCUAACAUUAACGAUCAAUGCGACCCACCUUUUAACAAAAGACAGUCAGGACCAAGGCGAAGGGAUCGGACUGGAGGACAGCCCAUAGAAAUCGACACGUUGCAACCAAUAUCGGCGAACUUGGGUUUGAAAAGCCACGAAAGCAAUAAGCGACACUAUGGAGAUAGUGCCCUUGGCAAUAUAGCGCCAGCGGUAGAUUUAAUCGAUAGAGGAACUAAAGGCCCACCCUCUGUAUUAGGACCAAAAGAAUCAGUUCGGAGCCAGAAUCUCACCACAGAGCCGAAGCCUAGGAAUAAAGCGGAAGCGGAUGACAGUAAUAAUGAAUGCUUAGGGUUGGCCCAGAGACAGCCUAUAAGCGAGUCAAGGACAGAAUUGCGUAUCAAGCCUAGGAAGAAACGGGGCCUAGUAAUGGUAUCAGAGAAGCUGAAUAGUGACAGUUCAUCAAAAAGAGCAUCUAAGAACCAAAUCGAUUGCCAAUACCCACCUGCUCCACCAAGCGAUAUCACGAAAGGGUAUUCAAAUGAUGGUAUGUUCGACGAUGAUAUAAGUAUAGACACCGGUGUUAAAGAGCUCGAUCAUACCCGACGAAUGACACAGAAUGCUCCCUUAUGCAAUCCGUCGCAAGUAAAUCCUAAGUCGGCAUACAAACAAGGUACCAGAAUAAAGAAGGAUCGGCGGAAAAUACAGAGUGCAAAACACAGUGAAGAUGAUCCAGCUAUUUCGGAUUCUGAAAUUCAGAGUGAACUUUUUAAGGAUAUGGGAACGUGUGCUUAUUACGAUCAAACGAAUGACGAGUCAUCUAGCUUCAAGCAUGAGCAUGGUGUUCAAGCCGAAGCAACUAAGCUUUCAAGAAACAGAAGCGGCUCAUCUAGGAAGAAAAAGCUUCGGACCAAGGAUAACGUAGACUCCCAUUCAACAGCAGAAAAAAAGGAUACCGAGAAGCAGAUUAUGACUGACGGAGAUGACUUGGGUUUGCCCGACGACGUUCCUGCCCCUCGCCUUGCUCAAUUAGGCCGCAGGAACGUACGUAGCAAAGAGGUUAUCGGUUUUUUUUUCGACGAAGAAAUUGAUAGCGGGCCUCAACGGAGAGAGGGUGGUGAGUAUGGUAAGGCAAGUCUCGCUAGUGGCUUUUCCGCGAACCACUCGACGGCGCAGCCUCCUCUAGACAAUGAAACAAGGGCGGUAAGCAACCGUGCCCCCCCCGAGUUUGUCGAAGACCGCAACAUAGGUGCAGUUGAUGUCGAAGCGAUUUCAUGUCUUCCGCGGAAGCAAACCAGACCCACGUCAGCCCGAGUCAGCGGGAACUCAGACGUGCAGGCUUUAUCUGACGACACUGCGGCGACGCGGCUACCUGCUGCUAAGAUGGUGGUCAACCCCGCCACCCGAGGGAAGAAGGCUGCCAAGCCGUCGGAUGCUGCCGGCCAUGUUCCCCAAUGUCCAUUGCCGUUAGAAGCGGCGUUGGGAAAACCUCCAGAUACCAAGAGGCAUGAACACGACGAACAGAAUACUACAUCAAAAAUCCGACGCGAAGCUUCCGUUGCAAUGAUGCCCGUAUUUGCCAGAGCGAACGGAGGACCAUGGAGCAGGGAAGCCCAUGAUCUAUUUGAAUUUGCACGCCCACCGUAGGGUGUGCGAAUGUAACCCUUUUGCGAAUUCUCUAAUCCGGGGCGGCUCUGGGAGAAGGGAGAAAUAGUUUACGACCAACAAAUGCAAGCUAGGAUUACGCCGGUUUAUGUUGUGUGCAAUACUUACAGCAGGGCUAAAAGUAAAUUGGGAAUUUG